This is a messenger RNA of Medioppia subpectinata, 924 nucleotides long. The record is from the annotation of a GenBank genome assembly. Lineage: Eukaryota; Metazoa; Arthropoda; Arachnida; Sarcoptiformes; Oppiidae.
AAGCAGUGAAAAGCCAAUGAAUGGGACGUUAUUUGUGAGCAAAGUGUCAAAUAUUGCGCUCUUUUGAUGAAAUAGUUUUGCGAUUUGAAAGUGAUUUCAAUUUUAGCGUUAAAUUUGUAUUGAAUUUACAUUUGUUUUGAUUGACAACAGUAUUGAGGAGACCAUCGAGUGAUGCCUGAAAUCACUUUCGCGAAGAUUAUUGGAUUCAGUUCUGAAGAUUCGGCCAAUCACUUGUAUGCAAACAAUUUGCUCAAAAGCAAAGACUUCAAGUCAUGGAAAUGCGACGAAUGGCAGACCAGCUCUUAUGUGAUACUCGAGACCAACGGUGACUACAAAGUGGACAACAUUGAGAUCGGGAACGACGGCUCGGCGUUUGUCGAGGUGUUUGUGGCCAACGCUGGCACCGCUUUGAGUGACCCAAACAGACAACUCAAAUAUCAGGUCCUGUUGUCCACCUCUUCGUUCAUGACUCCAUCCGAUAGCAAACUACAGGCGAAUUGUCAACGCAUUCGUCAGUUCCCUAACGAGAAGCUCUCGCCCAACGCCAGGAAUGAGAAGUGGAACCGAUUCAAGAUUGUCUGCACUCAACCAUUCAAUAAGACCAUUCCCUUUGGAUUGGCUUUCGUUCGGUUCAACACUCGGCCAGAAGAAGACGAAGAGAUGGACAUCACUCCCGGUUCGUCGGCCCUAAACAUCGGACCCUUUAGAUUGAGAUCCGCUGCUAAUGACGACCCGGAGUCAGACGUAAACACCGGAAGUUUAUUUAGAAAUAGAGGCAAUCAAUCAAACGCCGAUCCGCCGAAGCCUUUGCCACUGACGGCCAAACUUAGCGCAACUCCCAAACAACCAAAGCCUCAAAACUCCGUAACACCUAAACCAAAGACACCGCCAACGGUUCCCAAACAAGGGUUACCAUCACAUUCA